AUGUCGGAGACAAACUCGAACCUGGUUACAGACACCAAAGAGGAAAGAACCGAUACGCCCUCUGAGUCUCAAGAUGAACUGGCACCGGUUAAGUACCCAUCGGGACCAAUUUUGGUCAUAAUUGUCAUCGCAUUGAUGCUGAGCAUGUUCCUGAGUAUUAUCUCCACUGCGAUCCCGAAGAUCACGACCCAGUUCAAGAGCAUGGAAGAUAUCGGAUGGUACGGCAGUUCCUUCUUUUUGACACUUGCCGCUUUCCAAUCCGCCUGGGGUCAUGUAUACAAGGGCUUCUCCCUGCGCGGCUCUUUUCUGGCGGCUAUUGGCAUAUUCGAGAUUGGAAGUUUGGUCUGCGCUUUGGCGCCCAACAGUAUUGCGUUGAUUGUCGGACGGGCCAUCCAGGGCAUAGGGGGAGCCGGUCUCACUGGCGGGUGCUACACCAUUGCAGCUUUCAUUGCGCCCCCAAAGAAAGUCCCCAUACUCAUUGGCUUGCUGGGGUCUACAUUCAGUGUAGCGAGUAUUGCAGGACCUCUGCUGGGAGGCGCCUUUUCGCAGCAUGUCACAUGGCGUUGGUGCUUCUACAUUAACCUUCCCAUCGGUGGCGUGGCUGCCGGGGUCUUGCUUUUCUUCUUCCGCACCCCUGACCAGGCCAAAUCCGGAAUGGGAAGGCCACUGAAGGAGAAACUGCAACAGUUCGACUUCAUCGGUCUGGUAGUCUUGCUGGCAGGUUUGAUCUGCUUUUUCCUGGCCCUACAGUGGGGAGGAGUCACGAAACCGUGGAGCGACGGCUCCGUCAUCGCUUGUCUUGUUUUAUGGGUUGUCCUGACCGGUGCUUUCCUCGGUAUCGAGUGGUGGCAGCAAGACCGUGCGCUGAUGGUUCCGCGACUAUUGGCGAAUAGGAAUAUCGGCGCCUGCUGUGCCUUUAUCUUUUUCCUCAAUGCCGCCAACUUCUCGUUGAUCUAUAAUCUUCCAAUCUAUUUCCAGGCCAUUAAUGGAGACUCUCCUAUGACCAGUGGGAUCAAAAACAUCCCAACCAUUCUCUCAACAUCCAUCGCAACUUUCUUAUCAUCUGCCAUUGUCACUAAGGUCGGAUACUACCAGCCAUUCUUGCUAGCCGGCAGUAUACUAGCCACUAUCGGCGCGGGCUUGAUCUACACCUUCGAUCUGACAUCCGGUCUGGGCCCUAUUAUCGGAUAUCAAAUUCUGUACGGUACAGGCACCGGACUCUCAGUUCAGAUCCCUGUUGUUGUAGCAGGAGCAUUGAGCUCAACAGAUGACCAGGCCAUUACCAUGGCGACUGUUCUAUUCUUCCAGUUCAUCUCGGCCGCUUACGGUGUCGGCUCCACGGAUUCGAUCAUGAACAACCUACUUCUGAAAAAUAUACCCAAAUAUAUGAAGGGCAUCAAUCCUGAGGAGGUCAUCGCUGCCGGUUCAAGCGGGCUUGAAGAAGUCUUCUCGGGCUCAACGCUUCUUGGUGCGCGACGCUCCUACCUUGAUGGUCUGCACGGCAGUUGGGCCAUGGGAAUUGCGCUCUUUGGCGUGACAUUUUUGUGUGCCCUCAUUCCGAAGCGGGGAGGCAAAGUCCCGCGGCCGGGUGAGCAAGGUGGAAAGGAUAACCAGGGCAACUUUAUUCCUAUGGCCUAG
Penicillium samsonianum is the source of this 1638-nucleotide messenger RNA. RefSeq names its product MDR family MFS transporter. The record is from RefSeq and is a predicted model, not a curated record. The coding region runs from base 1 to 1638 and encodes 545 amino acids. Lineage: Eukaryota; Fungi; Ascomycota; Eurotiomycetes; Eurotiales; Aspergillaceae. Gene Ontology annotation, biological process: transmembrane transport. Gene Ontology annotation, molecular function: transmembrane transporter activity. The transcript is spliced from 5 exons.